AUGGCGGAAAGAUCUACAGAUCGUUCAGCAUCUAUCAGCUCUGCGUCGUCAGAAGCCGAGAGAUUCGACGAUAAAAAUGAAAAGCAUACUUUAAUGGGUUCACAAGAUGGAGACUACAAGUUACGGACACCAGAGGAAUUGGAAGAUAUGGAAGAAGAUAUUGAACGAGCAGAAUUACUUGCUCCACCACCAGAACAGAAACCAAAGGCUCCGGAAAGUUCUGUCAGAUCAUCAAUUAUUUGGAUGGUGGUAAAUACAUUGGCGACAAUUGGCAUCGUCUUUACCAACAAGGCAAUCUUUUCAGAUCCUUCUUUGAAACUUGCACAACUCACAUUCGCCGCGUUUCAUUUCACCGUGACAUGGCUAACUCUCUAUACACUAUCGCGACCACGGUUUGCCAUGUUCACACCAAAAAGAAUUGCAGUGAAGGAUAUCUUUCCACUUGCUAUUUCUAUGGCAUUAAAUGUCAUAUUACCGAAUUUAUCACUUGCCUUUUCCACAGUUACUUUCUAUCAAGUAGCUCGAAUCCUACUUACACCAACCGUCGCACUUAUGAACUUUGUUCUAUACCGAUCAACGUUGCCGAGAAAUGCGAUAUAUGCUUUGAUACCCGCUUGCAUUGGCGUAGGCAUGGUUUCCUAUUACGAUUCGCUGCCAACGGCUGAUGCGAAUAUCAAAACCACAAGUACGUUGGGAGUAAUUUUCGCAUUCACCGGAAUCUUCGCCAGUUCUCUCUACACAGUAUGGAUCGCCAGUUACCACAAGAAGUUGCAGGUCAACAGCAUGCAAUUGUUGUUUAGCCAAGCACCAUUAGCAGCCUUCAUGCUGCUGUACGUUAUCCCAUUUGUAGAUACCUUUCCCGUUUGGACCGAGGUGCCUGUCAACCGUUGGGUUAUGAUUUUCAUGUCUGGACUAUUCGCAAGCAUAAUAAACAUGUCCCAAUUUUUCAUCAUUGCUCAAACUGGCCCUGUUUCCAGCACUGUCGUUGGACAUGUGAAAACAUGUUCAAUCGUUGCUCUCGGAUGGAUGACUUCUGGGCGCGCUGUGGGUGAUAAAUCAGUAAUUGGAGUUUUUAUUGCAAUUGCUGGGAUCGUUGCGUAA
This is a messenger RNA of Sclerotinia sclerotiorum 1980 UF-70, 1101 nucleotides long. RefSeq lists its product as hypothetical. The coding region runs from base 1 to 1101 and encodes 366 amino acids. Gene Ontology annotation, cellular component: Golgi apparatus. The record is from RefSeq and is a predicted model, not a curated record. Gene Ontology annotation, molecular function: antiporter activity. The transcript is spliced from 3 exons. NCBI's taxonomy places the organism in Eukaryota, Fungi, Ascomycota, Leotiomycetes, Helotiales, Sclerotiniaceae.